AUGGCAUCGAAAAAUAAAAAUCCAUUGAGUGAUGGUGCAAAGCUUCCGGAUGAUGAAAAGUCUAGUAUCCCUACAGAAGAGGAUCAACAAUAUUCAGAAAGAACUGGUUUAGCUGGUCCCAUGAACUUGUUAGUUUGCAUUGGCUUCAUUAUAAUGUGUCAUACAAACGCAACAUCUGAUGAACAUUUUUCUGUUGAUACUGAUAAAAUAGUAGAUAUGCUUUCAACAAACAACGCAGAUAUUGAUGAUGAAAUAGAUCAAUUAGAAGAAUUAGCUAAACGAAAUCUUUUGAAUUUUUAUACGUGUAUUAUUAAUCAAAAUGAAAAAAGCUUUUACUAUAUGAAUGCUACCUCAGUAGAAGAAAAUCAAACAUGGUCUCGUGCUUGUCUUGUAUUUGACAAAAAUUAUCGAAGCUUUUAUGUUUUCUAUGUACGUGAUAAUAAUCAGAAAAAUCAUACAAUGUUCUCAAUGAAUGAUAAACAUAUUUUAAAACUAUUCGAAGAUUCAGUGGAAGUUUAUAAGUGGCCAGGUGAUUUUGACACAAUAAAGCAGAUGUCUGAUCAGGAUAUAUCAAUGAGUGAUGAAGAAAAAAUUCCAAUUUCUCCAAUCGACUGCAAUAUAGAAUAUCAAAUUCCUGAUCAUCACUUGAUGUCAUCAAAGACUGUUCGUGAAGUUCUGACUUUUCAGAUGCAACAAUUAUUAGAAAUUUCAGACUUGACGGCUGAAAGUUUUACAACUAAUCGUAAGGCAUCGACUUCGAUAGAAAGUGCUGAAGCUAGAAAUAUUGUUUCAAAUGAAUCAGCGAACAGUCAUGAACAAGAUAUUUUGUCCAACGAUCUAAUCCUUACUCAAUCAUCAUUACCAAAUACAAAAAAUAAUUCCAAAGAAACAAUUAGUCUAUCUAAAUUAGAAUUAGUUAAUCAACCAACACGAUUUUGGCAUCAUCGUAAUUUAGACGAAUUACGUGAUAAUCGUUGUCCAGCAGUUCAUGUUGAAGGGCAUGGACAGCGCGCGUCUUUACAAGUGAAAGUAAAUUAA
Molecule: messenger RNA, 1038 nt
Organism: Rotaria sp. Silwood2
Lineage: Eukaryota; Metazoa; Rotifera; Eurotatoria; Philodinida; Philodinidae
Source: the annotation of a GenBank genome assembly